Dendrobium catenatum is the source of this 1336-nucleotide messenger RNA. RefSeq lists its product as uncharacterized. NCBI's taxonomy places the organism in Eukaryota, Viridiplantae, Streptophyta, Magnoliopsida, Asparagales, Orchidaceae. The record is from RefSeq and is a predicted model, not a curated record. The coding region runs from base 77 to 1156 and encodes 359 amino acids. Gene Ontology annotation, molecular function: nucleotide binding. The transcript has 2 exons.
UCGACCAACGAGUUCACCCUUCCAACACUCUCUUUGCUCAGUUCCACGGGCAGAGGCGAAGCGAAGGACAGAGCCGAUGGCGGCUCCGAUCAGGUUUGGGAUCAUGGGAUGCGCGGAUAUUGCCCGUAAGAUUUGCCGCGCCAUCGGUCUAGCUCACAACGCCGCCGUAGUCGCCGUCGGCAGCCGAUCCGCCGACAAAGCCCGCCGCUUCAUCGCCGACAACGGCCUCCCGGAGAACACGCACGUCCACGGAAGCUACGAGGAACUACUCGAAGAUCCAGCCGUUGACGCCGUCUACGUACCGCUUCCUACGAGCCUCCAUGUCCAGUGGGCUGUCGCCGCCGCCGGCAAGGGCAAACACGUGCUUCUCGAGAAGCCGCCGGCCCUUAACGCCGCGGAGCUGGAUCGGAUUCUGGAGGCCUGUGAGGUUAAUGGUGUCCAGAUUAUGGACGGCACUAUGUGGAUGCACCAUCCCCGUACCGCCAAGAUGCGGGAGCUGCUCUCCGAUCCCGAUCGUUUCGGUCAAGUCAAAAGGACUAACAGCAUAUUUAGCUUCAAUGGGGACUCUGAUUUCCUUAAAAAUGACAUCCGAGUGAAGCCCGAUCUUGAUGGCCUUGGUGCUCUUGGUGAUGCAGGCUGGUAUUGUAUCCGUUCUAUAUUAUGGGCAAACGACUAUGACCUUCCCAGAACUGCCAUUGCAUUUCCCAACCCUGUUAAGAACGAAGCUGGGGUAGUUCUAUCCUGUGAUGCAUCUUUGCACUGGGAGGAUGGGAGGGUUGCAACAUUUCACUGCUCUUUUCUCGCUCACCUAACUAUGGAUCUGACUGUCAUUGGAUCAAAAGGAACACUGCAACUGAAUGACUUCAUUGUUCCUAUCGAACAGAAAUCUGCUCACUUUACUUUUGCUUCUGGUUCUUGCUUCGAUGAUCUGGUCGACUCAUGGACAACAUUUCCCAAAAAGCAUGUUGUCUCCACUGAUCUGCCACAGGAGGCUCUAAUGGUUUCUGAGUUUUCUAGUUUAGUUGCUGCGAUUAAAGAAUCUGGAGCAAAGCCUGACCAUAAGUGGCCUACCAUCAGCAGGAAGACUCAGGUUGUCUUGGAUGCAGUGAAAACUUCUCUUGACAGUGGUUCCAAGCCUGUUCAGAUUGUUUUCUAAGGUUUUGCUGUAUUGAGUGUUUUAAUGAUUACAGUUGCUCUGGAAAUUCCAGCUUUCUGGUAUUACAAAGAAAUAAGAGUUGUUUGUGUUUGAAGCAGUGAUUUAUCAGUGCCGUUAGUUUAUGGUUGUUUUGCAUUAUAUGAAAGUAUAAUGAAAAUGGUUUUCCAUGUUCAGUUUGAA